Molecule: messenger RNA, 351 nt
Organism: Bubalus bubalis (water buffalo)
Lineage: Eukaryota; Metazoa; Chordata; Mammalia; Artiodactyla; Bovidae
Product: histone H2A-beta, sperm
Exons: 1
Coding region: 1-351 (116 amino acids)
Cellular component (GO): nucleosome
Molecular function (GO): DNA binding; protein heterodimerization activity; structural constituent of chromatin
Source: RefSeq, a predicted model, not a curated record
AUGUCUCCGGGAAGACACCUCUGGAACCGCCGUCGCAGCAGGAGACACUCCCUCUCCCGUUCCACCAGGGCCGGGCUGCAGUUCCCUGUGAGCCACGUGGACCGCCUCCUGCGAAGUCAGUUCACCAACCACCUGAGCUCAGCGACGCCCGUGUUCCUGACCGCAGUCCUUGAGUACCUGAUAGCCAACAUCCUGGACCAGGCGGGGAAGGAGGCCUGCACCAACCACAAGGUGUGCAUCGGCCCGGAGCACGUGCAGAUGGCGCUGAUCAACAAUGAGAAUCUCCGCCGCCUCUUCCAGCCCCGUGCCUUCUCUCAGCCUGAAGCUUCACCACCCGCUCCUGAGAAUUAG